Messenger RNA from Penicillium lagena, 1731 nucleotides. RefSeq names its product putative 3-methylcrotonyl-CoA carboxylase, beta subunit (MccB). Gene Ontology annotation, cellular component: methylcrotonoyl-CoA carboxylase complex; mitochondrion. The transcript is spliced from 2 exons. The record is from RefSeq and is a predicted model, not a curated record. Gene Ontology annotation, biological process: L-leucine catabolic process. Bases 1 to 1731 code for a protein of 576 amino acids. Gene Ontology annotation, molecular function: methylcrotonoyl-CoA carboxylase activity. NCBI's taxonomy places the organism in Eukaryota, Fungi, Ascomycota, Eurotiomycetes, Eurotiales, Aspergillaceae.
AUGCGCGUCCCGUCCCCGCUUGUCCUUCGGAGCCUGGGCUCAACCCGAGCUGUGCGCCGCAGCCAACCUGCUCCUCUUCUCAGCUUCUCGGCUCGAACGAUUGCCAGCUACACACAUCCUCACCAUGCAUCCGCACUAUCUGUCCUCCCCACUGCCGUGGACACCUCGUCGUCCGAGUACCGUGAAAACAGCCAGCAGAUGCAGGAGCUCCUGGAUCGGAUGAGCAGCCUGCACACGAAAAUCGCACAGGGAGGGUCUGAAAAGGCGCGUGAAAAGCACAUCGCACGCGGCAAGAUGCUGCCACGGGACCGCAUAUCUUCCCUGAUCGAUCCCGGCACGUCCUUCCUAGAAUUGUCCCCGCUCGCCGGCCACGAAGUCUACGAAGGCGAGGAUGUGCCCGCUGGUGGCAUUAUCACGGGUAUCGGCACAGUCGAAGGCGUCAACUGCAUGAUCGUGGCCAACGAUAGCACCGUCAAGGGGGGCACGUAUUACCCGAUUACCGUCAAGAAACACCUGCGCGCCCAGGCAGUGGCCCAGGAGAAUCGCUUGCCCUGCAUCUACCUCGUCGAUUCAGGCGGUGCCAACCUGCCUCACCAGGCAGAUGUCUUCCCAGAUCGGGACCAUUUCGGGCGUAUCUUCUACAACCAGGCCCGCAUGAGUUCCCUCGGGAUUCCUCAGCUGUCUGUUGUUAUGGGUCCCUGCACCGCCGGUGGCGCCUAUGUGCCCGCUAUGAGCGAUGAAACCAUUAUUGUCGAGAACCAGGGCACUAUCUUCCUCGCCGGCCCACCGCUCGUCAAGGCCGCCACGGGAGAAGUGGUUUCGGCCGAGGACCUGGGCGGCGGUCAGCUGCAUUCGACCAUCUCCGGCGUGACCGACUACCUCGCCGUGGACGAUGCCCACGCCAUAGUGCUCGCCAGACGCUCCGUCGCCAACCUCAACUAUCCUGCCACGCGAGGACCCCUGCAGUUAGAGAGUGCCAACACCGACAACCUCGUCAUCAAAGAGCCCCUCUACGACCCAGCCGAGCUAAACGGCAUCGUCGGCACGAACCUGCGCCGCCAGAUCCCCGCGCACGAGGUGAUCGCGCGCAUUGUGGACGGCAGCGAGUUCGCCGAGUUCAAGCGCGAUUACGGCACAACCCUGGUGACGGGCUUUGCGCGCAUUCAGGGUCACCGUGUCGGCAUCGUCGCCAACAAUGGGAUCUUGUUCUCUGAGUCCUCGCUCAAGGGCGCCCACUUCAUCGAGCUGUGUGCCCAACGCCGCAUCCCUCUCGUGUUCCUGCAGAACAUCUCGGGUUUCAUGGUCGGUGCCGAUGCAGAGAAGGGCGGGAUCGCAAAGAACGGAGCUAAGCUGGUUACGGCUGUUGCCUGUGCGGAUGUGCCCAAGUUCACUGUCGUGUUUGGAUCGAGUGCUGGUGCUGGCAAUUACGGGAUGUGUGGCCGUGCCUACUCUCCCCGCCUCCUCUUCAUGUGGCCCAACGCCAAAAUCGGCGUGAUGGGCUCCGAGCAGCUCUCGGCCGUCAUGGAAGCUGUCGGCCGCUCCGCCGACCCAGCUCUCAAAGCCCGCAUCGACCAUGAGUCCGAGGCGAUAUUCUCCUCUGCCCGCCUAUGGGAUGACGGUGUCAUUCCACCGGCCCAAACGAGGAAUAUGCUCGGAUUGGGACUGGCAGCUGCUCUGGGCGGAAAGGCCGAGCCGGACGUGCAGACCCGGUUCGGUGUAUUCCGCAUGUGA